Messenger RNA from Drosophila gunungcola (fruit fly), 1588 nucleotides. RefSeq names its product tachykinins. The record is from RefSeq and is a predicted model, not a curated record. Bases 167 to 1078 code for a protein of 303 amino acids. The transcript has 4 exons. NCBI's taxonomy places the organism in Eukaryota, Metazoa, Arthropoda, Insecta, Diptera, Drosophilidae.
CUUCGAUCUGUCGCUCAGUUGUUGCAUACUUCUCGGCGCGUUCGUUACGCGAGCAGUACAAAGUAAAACAAACAGAUAAAACUGAAAGUGAAAUAUAACUCCAAGGCAGAUUGGCCGUAUUUCAGCGCAUUGUAUUCCACGCCCGCCUAAAAGCUCGCCACGUCCAAUGCGCACUCAGAGCGGUUUGAUAGCGGUGGCGCUGCUGCUGCUGCUCCUGCUGCCGUCACCUUCGACUGCUACGGAUGCGGAGGCGGAGGCGGAGAACUCGGCCAGUCCGCUGACUGGCCAGCCUGGCGCCGAGCAGCCGCGCAAGGUGGUGAAGCGGGCACCCACGUCCAGCUUCAUCGGGAUGCGCGGCAAGAAGGACGAGGAGGGGGACACGUCGGAGGGAAACUGGCUGGGACCCGGGCCAGAUCCUUUGGACUACGCCGACGAGGAGGCGGAUAGCUACUACGCCGAGAACGGGCGGCGUUUGAAGAAGGCGCCACUGGCCUUCGUGGGCAUGCGCGGCAAGAAGCUCUUCCCGAUCAAUGCCGCCCGCCUGUCCGAUGUCCUGCAGCACCUGGAGGAGGAGCACUUGCGGGAUAGCCUGCUGCGGGACUUCUGGGAGCGCAUGGCGACAGGUGAGGGGCCAGCUGUGGGCAAGCGGGCGCCCACAGGAUUCACGGGCAUGCGGGGCAAGCGACCCGCCCUCCUGGGGGGCGAUGAAGACACGGAAGCGGAGGCGGACGAGGCCAUGGAGCUGUCCCAGAAGAGGGCUCCGGUCAACUCGUUUGUGGGGAUGCGGGGCAAGAAGGACGUCUCUCACCAGCACUACAAACGGGAAGCUCUCUCAAAGUUCUGGCAUAAUUUCUUUAAAAAGUCCUACGACUUGGGAAAACAACAGCGCUUCGCAGACUUCAACAGCAAAUUUGUGGCAGUGCGUGGUAAGAAGGCCGAUCUGGAGGGAAAUGGAAUCGGAAACGGGGAGGAUCACCAACAGUCUCUGGUACAUCCCUGGCUCUACCUUUGGGGAGAAAAACGGGCACCAAACGGAUUCUUAGGAAUGCGCGGCAAGCGGCCAGCACCUUUUGAGUAAGCGACGUUAAAUGAUUUAAAUGAUCUCGAUGGAAGUUCCUCUUAGAGCUACGAAACUAGAAAACGCAAGAGUGGAUGGACACAGGUGACCGGAAAUGCAGUCAUGCAAGCAGAAUGGAUCACAAGAGUGUUUCAAAUAAUCACAGGGCUGGAGAUUAUUUCAAACACGAACACACAAAAAUACACGGAUAAGAUUUGCUCUGUUAGUUGACACAAAAUUUUCAGCUUAAUGUAUGUAUAACGAGACUUGCAAAUACUGUAUUGUACAUUUUGUUGAAAUUGAAUGACGCUUCAAAGAUUGUGUGGGUUUAAAUUUAACUAUUUGCAUAUCUAAGUGUAAACUUUUAAUCAAAAUUAUAAAAAAUAGAUCAAGUGCACAAGUAAAAUGAAAAAUGGGAGACAUUUGUUUAUUUUCAAAACAUAUUCAAAGAAUCAAUUUCAUUGUGGUACAUCUACGUAUACAAGAGAUAUAUACACAUGCAUAAUUAGCACAAAUAAAUAUUGUAAAUAA